Messenger RNA from Nylanderia fulva, 2004 nucleotides. It is a transcript of the gene NUCB1, whose product is annotated as Nucleobindin 1. Gene Ontology annotation, molecular function: calcium ion binding. NCBI's taxonomy places the organism in Eukaryota, Metazoa, Arthropoda, Insecta, Hymenoptera, Formicidae. The record is from RefSeq and is a predicted model, not a curated record. Gene Ontology annotation, cellular component: extracellular exosome; endoplasmic reticulum-Golgi intermediate compartment.
CCCGCUUCUUCGGCUGUGUCGUCAGCAAGUGCUGACAAUUCUGGCAGGUGCUGUUUGACCGUGUUUGCGAUCGGUUCGUGCGCAUUUAUACGUCGCGUUCGACAGUCUGUUUUCGCUUUUUGACUGGCAUCUGGUGAUCCGCAAACAGCCUGACAUCAUUUACAUAAUUACGUUACGAUAAAAAUGCAGUACCUCUUGCCACUGUUUUUAGUAGCUUUAAUAAUACAAUCGUCGGUCGCACCGCCCAUCACACAGGAAAAGAAGGAUGGGGAUCACAAGGACAAGGAGAACGAGGUCGAUGACAUGGAAGAUGUGGGAAACGAAUAUCAGUUCGAAUAUCAGAGGUAUUUGAAGGAAGUGGUGCAGGCUCUGGAAAGCGACGCGGACUUUCGCGCAAAAUUAGAAAAGGCAAAUGAAGACGACAUACGUACGGGAAAUAUAGCGCACGAACUGCAAUUCGUGGAUCACAAAAUUAGGACGAAACUGGACGAAUUGAAACGAGAGGAAUUGGAGAGAUUGAGGCAUCUCGCCACCAAAGAGCAUAAUCUGAUAAAUGGUCUGGAUCUGGAUCAUUUGAAGAUAGCGGAACAUUUGGAUCACUCCAACUCGCAUACGUUCGAGAUAGACGAUUUGAAAAAAUUGAUUGCCAAGACUACGAAAGAUUUAGCAGAUGCUGAUAAACGAAGACGCCAGCAGUUCAAAGAAUAUGAGAUGAUAAAGAAAUAUGAGGAAGAGCAAAAGAUGAAGGGUAAUACUGCUAUGAAGGAAGAAGAGAGGAAGAAAUACGAAGAGGAGCUGGAAGCGAUGAAAAAGAAACACAAAGAUCACAAACCAUUACAUCACCCUGGGAGCAAGCAACAACUGGAAGAAGUAUGGGAGAAGCAAGAUCAUAUGGAGAAUCAAGACUUUAAUCCCAAAACGUUCUUUUAUCUUCAUGAUCUAGAUGGUAAUGGUUUCUGGGAUCAAGAUGAAGUGAAGGCUCUAUUCUUGAAGGAAUUAGAUAAACUUUACUCUGAAGGCGCUCCAGAAGACGAUAUCUAUGAAAGACGUGAAGAAAUGGAAAGAAUGAGAGAACACGUGUUUAAAGAAGCUGAUCUUAAUCACGACGGUCUGAUAAGUUAUCAGGAGUUUUUAGAACAGACGAGGAAACCCGAUUUCCAACAAGACGAAGGAUGGCAAGGAUUGGAUGAGCAACAGAUGUUCUCUCAGGAAGAAUACGAAACUUUCCAACAACGCAGGCAGAAAGAGAUUCAAGACCUAAUUGCCAAAGGAAUGUUACCACCACCCUCUGAUACUGCACAACUACCUCUUCAACACGAGCAGUUUCCACCGCAAUAUCAGCAACAGCAGUAUCAUCCGCAACAGAUACAUCCGUCGCAGCAACAAUAUCCAGGACAAAUACCGCCGCAACAACCGAUAGUCGGCCAUAUGUCAUCAGAACACCAGGGACAAGUGCCGCAGCAACAAUUCUAUCAGCCUCCGCCACAGCAACAUUAUCCCGAUCAGAUUUCACAGCAACAUCAAUACCCAGCGCAGCAGCCACAGUAUCAAGUGCCAGUGCCACAGCAACAUUUCCAAGCUCAGCCACAGUAUCAGCCACAGCAUCAGCCACAGCAUCAGCCACAGCAUCAGCCACAGCAAGCACAGCAACAAUUCCAGGGCCAGCCUCAACAGGCUCAGCAACAAUUCCAAGGCCAGCCUCAACAGGCUCAGAAACAAUUCCAAGGCCAGCCUCAACAGACUCAGCAACAAUUCCAGGGUCAGCCUCAGCAAGUCCAACAACAAUCUCAAGGCCAGCCUCAACAGGCUCAACAGCAAACGCAACAACAAACACAAAAUCAAGUGCCACAGAAUACUCAGGGUAAUGCUCCGACGAACAAUCAAGGAGGUGCACAACCCAGCCACAAUCUUCCACAGAAUCCAAAGUCCGCUGAACAACAAAUUAAUCAGAACAAUAUACCAAAAAUAUAAAAGAUUUAAAUAAUGCGAAAUUGAUAUCGAUAA